Cooperia oncophora is the source of this 795-nucleotide messenger RNA. Lineage: Eukaryota; Metazoa; Nematoda; Chromadorea; Rhabditida; Trichostrongylidae. The record is from the annotation of a GenBank genome assembly.
AUGAAAAUCGCCAUCGUAGUACUGGUAAUCGCAAGUGCAGCGGUGUGUGCUCCACCCGGAAGAGGAUAUCCACCAUGCAGUAAUGGUAUGCCUCCUCCACCACCACCAUACCUCAGAAACGUUACUCAAGACGCCCGUGACGAGUACUUCGAAAUCCUUUCCAGGGAUAAUGAAACGAUAGCACAGCAAAAUCAAGACAUUCUCACCUGGGCGCGGAAAUAUGGACUAGAGGCAGAAGUACAAGAGUUCCGAACCAACUCGACGAACAGAAGGACCAUAGUGGAGCAGAAUGUCACCAGUCUCAUUGGUCAAUUGGGCACAGUUCUGCAACAAGGCAUCGCAAUAGUGAAUGACGAGAAUCAGACGGCGAUGAACCAGACCAUGGCUCUAAGGAAUCUGAGUUCUGAAUAUCCUCAGGCAUUCGCAGUCCUACAGUUCGCCGUCAGUCUGUUUUUACCACCUGGAGCCCCUCAACUAUUCGGUGAUAUUCAACCCGGUGUUCUUCCAUCACCAGGAGUACCUCCCCCAGGAGGUGGUCCUUGUGGAUUUCCUCCUCCACCAGGAAUGUGGGAUCCCUGUGCACCACCCGUUCCACCAGGAGAUGACGACACAGAUUCAUUCCCCCCACCAGAAGAAGGGAGUGGUUGUCCGCCUCCUCCGCCACCUGGGCCAUGGAGUCCUUGCCCACCUCCUCCGCCACCAGGAGGAUGGGGCCCUUGCUCGCCUCCUCGUCCACCGCCAGGCGGACCUGAAUGCCCCGACUUUCCAGGAGAUGGACCCGACAUCGGGAAAUAG